Pecten maximus is the source of this 718-nucleotide messenger RNA. RefSeq lists its product as uncharacterized. The transcript has 5 exons. The coding region runs from base 1 to 513 and encodes 170 amino acids. Lineage: Eukaryota; Metazoa; Mollusca; Bivalvia; Pectinida; Pectinidae. The record is from RefSeq and is a predicted model, not a curated record.
AUGCCGGUAUCCAGCAACUGGUGGAGGACCUCCUCCGGAACGUCCUUCUCCAGCAGAAAGCUGAUUAUUGCUGCCACUGGAACCAGGCCUGGAACGAAAGGCAUUGCCAAUGGGAUAGAUUGUGAUAUAUUGCCAGUCCAACCUGUAACUGUGACUGAAAGGGUAUCUGAAGACUACAGAUCAUCUGAUUGUCAAGCGAUAUUAUCCUGUACUUCAAGCACAAUCCAAAGCAAUAGUACUGCCACUUAUGAGCUCACAAGUACCAUAUUACCCUGUCCAUCAACAUCAGAUGCAUGCACAGACUUAAAUGAGCCAACAAGAAAGAAACAAAAGUCUUCUCUAGCAUCACUUACAGAGGAAAAUUUGAUGCUCGACAACCAAAGACUAACAUUAGAAAUUAAACGCAUUGAGGAGGAUACAAAGAAGAUACAAAUGGAGCAACAGAAAUUGGCUCAAGUGAAAUCUCUCCUUGACCUCAAAGCAGCUUACUGGACUUUCAAACUACAAAAUUAAUUUGAAAUUUAAAUGUUUUAUGCCAUGCAUGGCACUGUCCCUCGUCUGUCCUUGAUCGUUAAAUAAGGGGAAAAACAGUUAAGAAUGAUAGGAUUCACUCCACAUUUGUUGGAAAAGGCAGGUCAAAAUGUAGGAAAAUGUUUUAAUAUAAUUUAAGUGAGAGAAUUUGGCCAUGAUUACUAUAAUAUCCAGAUGAGCGAUUGCU